This is a messenger RNA of Schistocerca americana (American grasshopper), 5519 nucleotides long. Its product is annotated as sterol O-acyltransferase 2-like. Lineage: Eukaryota; Metazoa; Arthropoda; Insecta; Orthoptera; Acrididae. The transcript has 11 exons. Bases 103 to 1704 code for a protein of 533 amino acids. Gene Ontology annotation, biological process: cholesterol metabolic process. Gene Ontology annotation, cellular component: endoplasmic reticulum membrane. The record is from RefSeq and is a predicted model, not a curated record.
UAGGGCCAGGGACGCUACGUCAAGGGGGAGUGCGCGCAGCGGAGCUCUACUGUCCAGUGUUGGCGUGUAGCCGCGAGUGACUGGUCCAGCCGGUAGCUGACCAUGGAGGCUGAAGCGUCUCAGACCAGUGUUAGGGAAGUGACCGGCGAUACCGUGUCAACGCCUCCAGAUGAGAAGAAAAAGCCGCGACCUAAUGUGCUCGAACUGAAGGAGCGAAUACAGCAGCUGCAGACGGAGGCGGUGGAGCAGCUGGAGCAGAAGCUGCAGCAGCUGGUGGAGGAGGCGCUGCGAGUGGCAGAGGCGCCGGCCACGCCGCCCUCGCCGUCCCACCACCUGCUCUACGACGACGCCAAGUAUCGCAACAGGACGCACCAGCCCAGCUCGGGAGCCCUGCCGGAGAAGCAGUUCCUGGCGAGGGAGUCGCUGUUGACGGACCUGAUGAAGAUCAAGCACUUCCACACCGUCUACAACAUCUUCGUGGCCAUGUUGCUCAUCCUGUUCCUGCACACCGCCGUCUACGACCUAGUCGCUGACGGGCAGUUGAAGCUGGGCUUCUCAACUAUAUUUUGGAAUUUUGAUGGGCUGCACAUUGUAAUGGCAACCUGGGUCUCCAUGCAACUUGCAGUAUUUGUGCUGUUCAUUGCAUUCUGUCACUGGGCAUCAUUUCGUGUUUCAUUGUCUAUUUCUGGAUAUCAGAGAAAACUUCUGGACAACAGUGCUCUGAUUGUUCUAAUUGCCUACAAAAUUGGUUUUCUGGUGCUGCCAGUAUGUGUUAUACAAUACAAUCAGUUACCUCCUAUCUCAGCCAUGAUAAUUCUUUGUGAGCAAGUGCGAAUGAUUAUGAAGAGCUAUGCAUUUUUAAGAAGUAAAGUGCCAAAAGUUAAAAUGUUCAAGCCUCAUACUGAAGCCACAGAUGUGCUACUUCCAGACUUCAAUCAUUUUGUGUAUUUCAUGUUCGUUCCAACCCUUGUUUAUAGAGACACAUAUCCAAGGACUAAGGAAAUCCGCUGGAAGGUGGUGGUGUGGCAUCUGACAGAGGUGUUUGGAGUAAUAUUCUUCAUUAGCUUUGUGUUUGAACGGAGCUUGGUACCUAUGUUCAGAAACUUUGGGAAGCAACAGCUGUCUCCUAAGGCAAUGGUUGUUGCCAUUUUUGGUAGCAUGGUUCCUUCAAUUACUGUGUUUCUUUGUGGUUUCUAUUGCAUUCUUCAUGCUUGGAUGAAUGCAUUUGCUGAAAUAACAAGGUUUGCAGACCGCAUGUUCUACAAGGACUGGUGGAAUGCUAAUUCCUAUGCAGCCUACUAUCGGAAUUGGAAUGUUGUUGUCCAUGACUGGCUGUAUACGUAUGUGUACAAAGAUCUGAGUGAGCUGCUAGGUGCCAAAAGACGUACUCUUCCUAUACUUGCAGUCUUCUUCCUGUCUGCAAUUGUCCACGAGUACAUGCUUACAUUCAUUGUUGGUUUCUGUUACCCAAUGCUCUUCAUGGCAUUUGGAGUAUUUUCAGUGGGCCUAGUGUUUGUAACACAUGAUCGGCUGCCAGGUGGCAACCUAUUAAUGUGGUUGCUCGUCACAACAGGAACAGGUCUCCUUACCAGUCUCUACAUGAUGGAGUGGUUUGCUCGACGCCACUGCCCUCGGUUUAUUGAUUCUACAUGGGACUUCUUUGUGCCAAGAUCAUGGUUCUGUUCUCCACUCACAUCUGAGUAACAAUAGUUCGUGUACCGUAAGUUAAGCAGGACUUCAUUUUGAAGAUAGCUUUCAAAAGUGCAUCAGUCCUUUCUUGUAAUUGUGAAUACUCAAAAGAACAUAACUUUUAACAUGAGAUUAUAUCAGUGGACUGGAAUAAAGUAUUUUUGUAGUGUAUAUAUACAGAUAUUUUAAUUGAAUUGUAGUAAGUCCAUUUUGUUACAAUGUUCGUAGUUUGCUGCAAUGUGAACUCCGUGAUAAAUGUGACUGUGAAAGUUGUACAUAUUGUAUGUGAUGUACUUUUGCACUUUAGUGGUGUGAAAUGUUUUUAUGUGUCUGACAUUUGUAAUGUUCUUAUUUUGGUAUUUUUACUUAUUAGUGAUGUAGUAUCAAUUAGCAUGACUUUCUGUGCUGUCCUUGUACUAUACUUUACCAUUUUCUCCCUAAGCCCUUUGCAUUGAUUUUAAUGUACAAAGACUGAACGUACUGUGUAAUUAUAAGACAAAUACUGAUGACCAUGACAGUACAGAAAAUUCUGUUAAUACAUUUAUGUACAUAAGUAAAUGAUAGAAUUUUGUCUAUAGUUAUAAAUGUGCGAAUUUGUUUGACAUUUAGAGAAGUGAGUAAAUAUAACACAGAUAUAUAUUUGCUACCAAAUGUACAUUAUCAUAGGUCAUAAACGACUCCACACCACAUUAUAGCUUCCUUUUUAAAAAAUGUAGGAACUGCUAUCACCUAACUGUUGCAUUACAUGGCUGUAUUACAGGAGGACAUCUGAAUUAGCAUCUUGUUGAUGUUCUCUUAAAAGCUAACAGCCAAGGCAUAGGGGACACAAUCAUGGUACUUCAUUCUUAAUCAAGACUUCUAUAUCAGUUGAUUCAUUUAACUUAAGAUCAACAAAGCUGUCACAUCCUGUGGAUUUUUGUUUGAUGGCCUGGUGUCUAGCUCCUGCCUACAUAGUUUUGGCAAAAGGAGCUGCCUUCUCCUGCCUGAGCAUUUGGUGGUCCUCAUGCCAGAGUAAGACUCAUGGUUAGUGCCACACAGUCACACCACCACCUACAUACUUCCACAGCCAACAUCAUUUCCACCAUCAGAGCGCAGCUGGCUCCAAAGUUCCUUUGCUUUGAGGUUUCUGCACUCCUAUCCUCUUUCUUAACAAAUGUAGCCCCUCAGCAACUUGGAUCCAUGAAGCUCUGUGUAAUACGCAUUUCCCAGAUACAAUAUUACCCAACUGCUUCUUGUAUGCUACAAGUGAGAUGCACUGCAGAGGGAUCAAAGACAAUCCGACAGCUGACACAAGGCCACUCAGGUCCAUGGCCAUUUUGACUUAUCAACUACUGUCAUUCAUGUUGAACAGAAUUAUUUUGGACAGUUGUUUCACUUUGUCUAAUCUGUGGGCACAUAAUGUCAACCAGUCACUUUGAAGGCUCCAUAUACUUGACUUUAUCACAGAAGAAAAUUUUGUUAGUUCUUCACAUUCCCAGUGGAAAAGACUUUCAGAUAAACAGAUAAUAUUGUCAUGGUGUAGCAUUUCAAUCCCAGUAACAUCAGUAUCAUUUAGUUUAGUUGGCAAUCCCUUAGUAAACACUUGAUGUGAUACUAUUUGUACUGAAGUUUUGUUUUGUCAUAACUGAAUGUCACAGUUGUGUUAAAGUUUUGAGUACUGUAAUACUUCCAAGUAAACUGACAAAAGCUUGAAGUGUUAUGAUUAAGCAACAUUUGAGAUCCUACCUGUCUUGCAUGACAUUUUAUAAAAUGAAAUUUUAACCAAAUGGUGGGGCAUAGGAAGUUUUUUAUUUUUUAUUUAAUGAACAUUAUUUCAUAUCAGGGCUUCAUAACUUCUCAUCUUUCACUCAAUGUAAGAAGAAACAGGAUCAAAAAUUGAUAGUAUUGUUUUAUGCAGGCAACUGAAUGCACAUAAUCCAGAUCAAGAUUUGUCUUAAUCAGUCAUUACAUGCAUUUUUUCUGCACUUUAAGAGCUGAUUUUGUUUCUUAUUUAAGAAAGUUUUCCAAAUCCAAUCAUGAUUGUAAGUUAGUAUCCGCUUGACAGUGGUGUUGCACUACAGAGUCUGCAAAGUUUUUUCAACCCAAGAAAACUGUUCCACUGUUAGAGUCAAACAUAUUUUUCACUUUGGGCCAAAUCAGUUUACGUUAUUAUAAUAAAGACAGCUCAGGUUACAUAUAUAAGCAGAUAACAUGACAGUUUCUUUGAGUUUAACAAUCUAGCCCUUCAGACAAUUCACUAAUAGUAGUACCUACUUCUGUUGGCCAAGAUCUGAUUUGACUAUCGAAGCAUACUUGACUGUGAGACCUGAGUUUCUCCUGGCAUAUGUAAUGUUCAAAUAAAUUAAGAGUGCUUGUUGAUGAUUUCAUCCAGUUGCAUCCUCGUAAGUUAUUUGAACAUCUUGGCUGUCACUAACAAUUGGACCUAACUAUUAAUAUAUCCUGCAGUGUCUCUAUUGUUCUUUCCCCCCUUAUUCAUUCCUUUAAUCUUUUUCUAUGUCUUUUUUAUACCUUUCUGCACUUCAUUUUAAUUCUGUUUGCCUGUUGCUCUAGUUACUUGUCUAUCUACUUCAUUUUGUCUAAAUAAAUUUUGUUUCUCCCUUUUCUUUCUUCUCUUGUUUUCUUGUUCAGCUUCAAACAUUACUUUUCAUUAAACAAUUUUUCAUACAUGCCCAAUAUUUUCCUGCUUCUGCUGUAAUUCAGUUCACAGCUAGUAAUUUUGUAUUUGCUGUUAGUCCCUGCAGCUGCUGAUUCUUAAAAUAAAGUUACGUGGUUCCCUUCUUCUGAUACUAUGACAGAAUUUUCGUACCAUAUUUGUGACUCAUAUUCAGGAGUCUUUGCAUAUUUUAUGGCUUUCAGAUUUCAUACUGAUAUCACAACUGGCAAGAGCUGUUCAAAUCCUUUUUUGGUACAUUCAUUCAAAUUUUCCAUUGUUCCACUGAAUUGUUAUAGAUAGUUAUAAAUUUGUUUGCAUAUGGAUCCACUGCCUCAACAUAUUUUUCAAAAGAAAACAUUGUCUGUUAUGGGAUGCACAAUUUUCAGAUUAUUUGCCACUGGUCAGUUUUGACUUUGUCAUUACUAAGCAACAUUUAGAUAACCUCUGUGCAAUAUGUUACAGUGGAUGUAAUAUACUAAUAAACCCACCAGCCCACAUGUGGAACUACUAAUAAACAUUAAUAUGACAUGUACCAAACAGAAACAGAAUGUUUGUGAUACAUGUGGGAGAACUAUGUAUAAUAUGAUUUAAGAACAUAUUUAAGAUAAAACCACUGGGAAUAGCAAUCAUUUUACACUUUAACAUCAGCUUAUUCUCUUGAAAUGCCCAAAUGUAGGGUUCAUAUACUGAUGGCAUGAUUCCUUUUAUGAGACCACAUCAGUCUCAACGUAAAUCAGUUCUGAAUCUGUCUUGCUCUUACAAUGACAAAAUGCAGAGAAACAACUUUAUUUAGUUCUGAUAACUGACCUGCAAUUUCUAAUUUUUGUACGGGAUUAUUCAAGUUAGUGACUCUUUUUCAGUUAAUUAAAAAAUAGUAAUAGCAAAGUAGAAAAUUCCAUCCAUUUGCAGUAAAUUAUUCCUGUAAUUGUCAUGUGCUCAUAUAACUAAACUGCAAAACUAGAUUUUUAAGAAAACUGGAUAGUACGGCCCAGUAGCUCACACAGUUCAGAACGUCACCAUUUGAAGCAACUGAAAUUAAGUCUCCCUCAGAGUGUUUCCCUGUGUGUGUGUGUGUGUGUGUGUGUGUGUGUGUGUGGUCCUGGCAGAGGUUCGAGUCCUCCCUCGGGCAUGGGUGUGUGUGUUUGUCCUUAGGAUAAUUUAGGUUAAGUAGUGUGUA